AGAGAAAAGAGAAUCCAACUCAAAUCAGUUUUUCUCCUCCAUCUUUCUGAUUUUCUCUCUAUUCUUUUGCUACCGAAAUGGACGUUGCGCAUUUCUUGUUUGGGAUUUUUGGAAACGCUACUGCUUUAUUUCUCUUCCUGGCUCCGACAAUUACAUUUCGAAGAAUCAUAAGGAGCAAAUCGACGGAGGAGUUUUCAGGCAUUCCAUACGUCAUGACCUUGCUCAACUGCCUCCUCUCCGCAUGGUACGGUCUGCCGUUUGUAUCACCGAACAAUAUCCUGGUCAGCACGAUCAACGGCACAGGUGCGGUGAUAGAGUCAGUAUACGCUUUGAUCUUCAUCAUAUAUGCGCCUAAGAAGGUGAAGGCAAAGAUCCUAGGGCUCUUCACCUUCGUUCUCACCGUCUUUGCUGCUAUCGCCCUCGUUUCCAUCGUUGCCCUCCAUGGCCACACCAGGAAGCUCUUCUGUGGCCUUGCAGCCACCAUCUUCUCUAUCGUAAUGUACGCCUCGCCUCUAUCCAUCAUGAGACUGGUAAUCAAGACCAAGAGCGUGGAGUACAUGCCCUUCUUCUUGUCUCUGUUCUGCUUCCUCUGCGGAACUUCUUGGUUCAUCUUUGGCCUUCUUGGCCACGACCCUUUCGUCGCUGUGCCAAAUGGUUUCGGGUCGGCUUUGGGGACAUUACAGCUGAUACUGUAUGCGAUAUACCGGAACAACAAAAGCGGAGGAGGAGCGGCGAAGACAUCGAAAACCACCACUGUUGAUGAAUCUGUGGAGAUGGGCAACGGAAAAGCCCACCAGCAAGAGAAGCAACUUCAGCCUACAGCGCCACCUCAGGACGGCUUCGUUUAG
Telopea speciosissima is the source of this 848-nucleotide messenger RNA. Its product is annotated as bidirectional sugar transporter SWEET1-like. NCBI's taxonomy places the organism in Eukaryota, Viridiplantae, Streptophyta, Magnoliopsida, Proteales, Proteaceae. Bases 78 to 848 code for a protein of 256 amino acids. The transcript has 7 exons. Gene Ontology annotation, biological process: carbohydrate transport. The record is from RefSeq and is a predicted model, not a curated record. Gene Ontology annotation, molecular function: sugar transmembrane transporter activity. Gene Ontology annotation, cellular component: membrane.